Messenger RNA from Owenia fusiformis, 870 nucleotides. Lineage: Eukaryota; Metazoa; Annelida; Polychaeta; Sabellida; Oweniidae. The record is from the annotation of a GenBank genome assembly.
GGCUAAGCCUCACUCAAGUUUUGCAAACAAAAUAAGACUUGCAAUAAUUCCAAAAUUAUUUAUUACUGUUUUCAUCUUUAAAGUUGCAUUAGAUAUACACUUGGAAUCAAUCAAAUUUAAUUUUGAUACAACCUCCGGACAAGAAAACAGCGAAUACCUCACAGUGAACUUCGAGGGUCGCCUUGGGAAUUUAAUGUUUGAGUAUGCUGGACUAUAUGGAUUGGCAAAUACAAACAAAAAGCUUCCUUACAUGGAAAUAGCUCCAGUGACGAUGAAGCUGAAAAAGAUAUUCAAUCUGAGUGUACCACUUAUGGAUGAUGAUAGUGUAAAUGAUGUGCAGGAAUAUCAUACUGAUCAACUAAUAUGGGGGAAAUAUUCAAAACAAUGGAAUUCUCUACCGAAGAAAAGAAAUCUGAAAAUAUUCUACUGGUUACAAUCUUUUAAAUUUUUCUGGCAUGUCAAGUCUCAGAUUUUGCAAGAGUUCCAAUUUUCUUCUACUAUAAAUGAAAAGGCGGUUGCAAUUUUACGAACUGCCACGAUGCGAAAAUCAGGCCAACCAAAUGUGACAUUGAUUGGGGUACAUGUGCGUCGAGGAGACAUUAUGAUACAGUCUAAUCUCCGCAGAGGGUAUGUACCAGCUCCAAAAAGGUAUUUCCAAAAUGCGAUGCAUCACUUCAAUUCAUCUUAUCCAAAUUGCGUAUUUAUUGUAUGUACAGAUGACAUUUCUUGGACAAAAUUACAUUUUCCCGUCAAUAACAAUAUAAUAUUCUCAGCGAGAUCUGCAGAAAUAGACUUGGCAAUUCUGUCAAAAUGUGAUCAUACAAUUAUAUCUACAGGAACUUUUGGUUGGUGGGCUGCUUUUCUAGCUCA